UCUGGCUCACAGCGCUCCGCGCAUGCGCAGGUGAUCAACGACUCCUGUGGCCGCGUUGUUCGGGCUUCCCCAGCCACAGCUCCGGGUCUGCUCCUCCUCCCGGCGGCGGCGGCGGAGGCGGAGGCGGUGUUGUUGUGGCGGCGGCGGCCGGCUGCCGGUCAAGUCCAAGCGCCUGACCCUGCGCGCCGCUGCUGCGGGGCUGGACCGACCGAGGCGCCUCGCCGCAGGAUUACCUUAUUUUUGGAAAUCAAGUGCAAUAUUGAAAACAAACCACUGCAUUAUUGGAAGCCAUUUCUGCUAAUUUAUUUGCAUUUUUAAAAUUUAUGAUUUGAUUUGACUACUAUCAUGGGAGGAGCUGUGAGUGCUGGGGAAGAUAAUGAUGAUUUAAUUGAUAACUUAAAAGAAGCUCAGUAUAUCCGCACUGAAAGAGUGGAGCAAGCCUUUAGAGCAAUUGACCGUGGAGAUUACUAUUUGGAAGGCUACCGGGACAAUGCAUACAAAGACUUAGCCUGGAAGCAUGGGAACAUACACUUGUCAGCACCUUGCAUUUAUUCUGAAGUUAUGGAAGCAUUGAAACUUCAACCCGGAUUGUCUUUUCUUAACCUGGGAAGUGGAACCGGAUAUUUAAGUACAAUGGUGGGCUUAAUUUUAGGUCCUUUUGGAAUAAAUCAUGGAAUUGAGCUUCAUUCAGAUGUGGUGGAAUAUGCCAAGGAAAAACUGGAGAGCUUCAUCAAAAAUAGUGAUAGCUUUGAUAAAUUUGAGUUCUGUGAACCUGCAUUUGUGGUUGGUAAUUGCCUCCAGAUAGCAUCUGACAGUCAUCAGUAUGAUCGAAUUUACUGUGGAGCAGGAGUCCAGAAAGACCAUGAAAACUACAUGAAAAUAUUAUUAAAAGUUGGAGGCAUCCUAGUCAUGCCUAUAGAAGAUCAGUUAACACAGAUUAUGCGAACUGGACAGAACACUUGGGAAAGUAAAAAUAUCCUUGCUGUUUCAUUUGCUCCACUUGUGCAACCAAGUAAGAAUGAUAAUGGGAAACCGGAUUCUGUGGGACUCCCCCCCUGUGCUGUCAGGAAUCUACAAGACUUGGCUCGUAUUUAUAUUCGACGCACACUUAGAAAUUUUAUAAAUGAUGAGAUGCAAGCCAGAGGGAUUCCUCAAAGAGCUCCACCCAAAAGGAAAAGAAAGAGAGUUAAACAGAGAAUUAACACUUACGUAUUUGUGGGUAAUCAGCUAAUUCCUCAGCCCCUAGACAGUGAGGAGGAUGAAAAAAUGGAAGAAGAUAACAAAGAAGAGGACGAGAAAGAUCACAGUGAAUCCAUGAAACCUGAGGAACCACCUCAGAAUUUACUGAGAGAAAAAAUCAUGAAGCUGCCCCUCCCUGAAUCUUUAAAAGCUUACUUGACAUAUUUUAGAGAGAAGUAACUUAGAUCAAGAAGAAAGAAAGAAUAGCUACUGAUUAUUCCUUUAGUUUUGAACAUGUAGCAUUUGGUAGAAAUUAAAGUCUUUCAUCAGAGCAAAUUAUAGUGAAAAUAAAAAGCUUAAUUUGUUUCUGUCUUAGUAAUAAAAAUGAUGUAUUCAGUGAUUUAAAAGAAUUCCUUUUAUACAAUCUAUUUUUUUUUAAAUCUUGGAACAAUUGCUGUUUUAAAUCAGAGUGACUUCAAGAGUGGAAAUGCAACAAUAGUCAAGAUUUUGUGUACUGUAAAACUUUUUCUGAUUCCUUACAGAUUUGUUGUGAUGAGGGUUAGAUUUAAUUUUACAUAACAUUAGAUAAUUGUUAAGCUUAUGUACUCUGAUUUGAAUUGCAGUUGUCUGCAUUUCUUUGAUGAAAGUUUUCUUACCUAAUAAGGAAUUCAAAUGCUUUGUAGAUCCACUUACCUUACUUUGUUGUAAUCACUAUUGCUGAGUUGAUAUAGAUGUUAUUCCGGGCAAUAUGGGUGCAAUAACAAUACAGACAUUGAAGAAUUUAGCUUUAAAAAAGGAUAUUUGAUGGAAUUCAACAGCACUGCUACUUUUGCUUUUGAAUCUGUUGCCAAAAGGUCUGGAGAAAAUGUCUGCUUCUCUCAUAGAGAUUUUAAGAGCACAUCAAGUAAAUAUUAAAGUAAAGCAAGUAUACACUUUAUACACUUAAUGUAGUCCUUAAUUUGUAUGGACUCUGCAUUUUCAGUAUUUAAAAAUAAUGAGGUUAUAUUUCCUGGAGUUUUAGAAGGUGACAUAUUUAGAAUUUUUUUCUAUAGUCCUCUGUUUAAGAAAAAUACUAGGCUUAAAAAAUCCAUUUUCUAUGUGAUUGUUGAUAGCACAGUGAGUAAAAUAGGCAUGAUAGUUUAGUCACUCUGGGGUGACUGAAGUAGGUGGACCAGCAUAAGUUUGGUCAGCAGUUGCACUUUAGCAAAUGGAAUUUCUAGUUCAUCAGAAUAUCUGUCUAUGACAUGGUAGGACUGAGCUAGCCAACAUUUGCUUUGAAAUUCAGUUUUGUUUAGUAUAAGAAAUAUUCACAGAAAUUAUAUGUAGAUGCCUUUUGCUUUAGAAAAUUCUGUUCAGAAUUAUAGUGUAAACUUUGGGACCUGUGUUGUAUUUAAUUUCUUCCCAUACUGUUUUAUUUCUUUGGGUAAAAUUAUAAUGCUUUCUUUUCAUCAUUAUUAUUAUUUGCUUAAUAUCAAUACUUAUAUUACCAUUUGAAAUUAGUUGUAGCUGAUGAAAUAGCACAUGCCACUAUUAGUGUCUUUUCUUCCUGCCAUGACCUGAAAACUGUCAUUCCUUGUUAAUAAAGUAUAUGGUAUGGCAUAUUUACUACUGUUACAUGGAUAAUAUAUUUUUUAAAGGAGAAAAGUGAGAACGACUUACUACCACCAGCAUCCCUAUUUUAGUUGUCGAUGAGUUAGGCUUAAGUAACCCAGUUAUUGUGUAGUGAAAUUAUUACUCUCUCUCUGCUAAGAUACAACCAUUGCUAACUCAUAAACAGUUUAUACAAUCUUAGCACUUCUGAUUCCACACAUCUAAAAACAAAUGCUUGAACUAUUCUAAGCAUGGAUUAGCCCAAAUAAGUAAUAAUAUUUUAAAAAUGUGAAAGAUAAUUUUGUGGAAGGGUUUUACUUAAGAGCAGUGACUGGAUUUAGGGAUCAGGCAUAGAAGGGCAUCUCUGUUAUUCUUAGAUGGUUACUCGGUUGUUUUUAGUAAAUAUUCCAUCUCAUUGCUGUCAUAAAAAAAUGUCACAUGGUUGUCAUUUGUUGAGAUGUUCAACUUAUUUUGAACUAACCAUUUUAGGAAAUCUGAGGAGAGUUAUUUUAUCUGCAUUGUCCACUUAUGUUGUUACAGUUGGUGUCCAUAUAUGUAAACAUUGCAUAUUCUUAAGUGAUUUUACUAUUUACCAUAGAGUUUUCUUCAGGAUAUAUUUGAAAAUUGGCUUUUUUCAUAUCUUCUCUCGUUCUGUUGACUUUAGCAAAGUGUACAAUAGAUUUUCAUAAUUGAAUAUUUUGUUACUGUGUUUUUAAAUGCAUUCAUUUUACAGUUGUGACUUUAUUACUGACUUUAAAUAAAUAGAAAUGAAAAGUGGAAAUUCAAAUGAAAGCCCUUUUACACACCAUUGGGGAUAUUUUAGAAUAAAAGUAUUUUGGGUUUGUGUUUAUUUUUUAAUGAAUUCGUGCUUUCUUGAGUAUGGAUACUUCUCUUUGUAGGUGGAUAAGUAGCAAAGGUGAAGUAACAUUAAGUAAAAAUGAUGAGAAAUAUAUUCAUGGAAUAUUAAAGUUAGAUUACACAGUAGUCUUUUAUUUUACAAUGAGAAAGUACAUCUAGGAAGGUGGACUGAAUUUUCUUGAAGGAACCAGCUAGCUUGAAGCAGCUUAAAAUACUAUCCAACAUCUCAGUCUCAAGAGAUAGUCAACACCACCAUAAACACCAAAAGUAAUGUAAAAUUAACACUGCUUAUUGGUGAUAUAUGUUUCUAGUAUUAGUAAAGAAAAAAGUCAGUAAAAUAGUAUACUUAGUGGUUAGAAGAAAAUACAAAGAAAUGUAAGUGAUGGUUUUUAGCUGUUUGAGACGAUAAAAGUGAACCGAAACAUGUUAAAUUAUAGGAAGACUUGAAAAUUAUUUUAAAUAAAUGGUUGCAUAUAACUAA
Erinaceus europaeus (western European hedgehog) is the source of this 4108-nucleotide messenger RNA. RefSeq names its product protein-L-isoaspartate (D-aspartate) O-methyltransferase domain containing 1 (gene PCMTD1). Lineage: Eukaryota; Metazoa; Chordata; Mammalia; Eulipotyphla; Erinaceidae. Gene Ontology annotation, biological process: protein modification process. The record is from RefSeq and is a predicted model, not a curated record. Gene Ontology annotation, molecular function: protein-L-isoaspartate (D-aspartate) O-methyltransferase activity. The transcript is spliced from 6 exons. Bases 346 to 1419 code for a protein of 357 amino acids. Gene Ontology annotation, cellular component: cytoplasm.